AUGAAUUUUAAUAAUAUGUACACAGAUUUGCUUGAAACAAUAGUAAAUAAACAACUUCGGAAUAUACUGUCAACCCCCUGUGAAUAUCAAUCAACUUUAGCUUCGGUUGCCAAAACAUCAAAAUUAUUCAAUCAAAUUGCCAAUGAAAGACUAUAUCGUGAGGUUGUGGUGUAUGACGACGACAACCAAUCGAUUGUGGAGAAUGACAACUGCACUUACAUACACAUUCACCAAUUUAGCAAGUUUGUUGAGUCAUUGACAAUCCAGAAUUUCCUCAAGAUCAGGUCUAUUCAGUUGCAUUGUAAAUCAAACUUUAGCAAGUACGACUACUCAGGCUUGUAUGAAAAAUUAGACAACUUCUGGUCUCACACACAACACAAUAUCGAAUUUAUCAACUUUGAUAUUGACAAUAUACGGAAAAAUCAAACAAUACUUCAAUUUUUGUCAAAAGACUGUUAUGAGAUUAUGGAGGAGAAUGAUGAAGUUGAAUCAAGUGGUGGGCCAAAGCAAUCAAAAGUCUGGAACUUGACGAAUUGGUCUAUUUUAGGAGCUCAAGAGUUAAAUUCAUUGCCGCUCUGGAGCCCAAACUUGAAGACAUUGGACUUCUUUAUUGAAACUAUCAUUGGCGAUGUUCAAUUUCCAACUCAGAGAGUAAAAAUGCCAAAUUUGGAGCAAUUGAACUUGAAUACAACUUUAUCAACCCAAUGCUUCUUGUCUUUGAAUCCAGAAGUUCCCAACUUGCAAAAAGUUUCAAUUUCUUACUCGCAUUCAUUUAAUAAACCAGCUAUAAACUUCCAUGAUUAUCAAAUGAUUGAUUUUGAUAAGCUUACCGAUUUGGAAUUGAAAUUUAACUGUUUGCAUUCAGAUUGUGCGUGUAUCAAUGAAUUUUAUCACGAAUUAUCACAGAACAGUCAUUAUUUCACUAAAUUGAGGAAUCUCAGUAUCGUCAACCACAACUCAAAGAAUCAUCUGAGUAACUUAGAUCAAUAUGCAUUCUUGUUGUCGAACCAGUUAUCCAAUUUGUUUAGUAAAUUCACCAGUCUUGAGUAUAUUUACAUCAGAGUCAAUGAAUUCGUUAAAAAUGACAGAAGUAAGAUUGAUUGGAAUAAAUUCAACAAAUCUGUAUCAAUGUUACCUCGCUUGCGCAGGUUGAUUAUAGCUGAUUUCUUCAAUUGGUGGGCACCAUCAAUUCAACUAACACGGAAUAUGAUGGUGAACACUUGCAGCUGUCAGGAAUGCCACAGUAUCAAGUCUUUGUUUCAACAAAUGGCCGCACACGACGAAGACAAUCAUUAUACACACAACUUUGACAAGUUUACCCUUGAUUCAACACAAGUGACACCAGGUCACAUCGAUCUUGUCAAGAAGGGAAAUUCAAAGUUUAUGUCAUAUUUGAUCAAUCACUACAAAUCUCAAUUUCAUCAGCUGAUUAUAUAUUCAAUGUCGGCAUCGUAUUUCAGAGAACAUGAUGAUCAAAGGCUUGCCCCUUUCAAGACUUUAUUUACGCAUGGCCAAUUAAAGCAAUUGGCAAAUUCGUUAAAGGUUGGUAAUCCAUCAUUAAAGGUUAAUUUUGGAGGUAUUGCAAUAUGA
Messenger RNA from Lodderomyces orthopsilosis Co 90-125, 1590 nucleotides. RefSeq lists its product as uncharacterized. NCBI's taxonomy places the organism in Eukaryota, Fungi, Ascomycota, Pichiomycetes, Serinales, Debaryomycetaceae. The transcript has a single exon. The coding region runs from base 1 to 1590 and encodes 529 amino acids. The record is from RefSeq and is a predicted model, not a curated record.